GUCUGACCUCUGGGCGUCUUAACCUUAAUACUGAAGACUGGAGUCUAAAGAGAAUACAAAGAAACUGAUCCCUGAAGGUGCCUAAUCUAUGAAUGUUCUUCAUAAAAAUAUAAAUUAUUGGAAGAAAUUUAAUAAGAGAAAAGAAACAAUUAGAAUUCUUACUUUGAUCAAAUUUAUAUCAAGAAGUGCAAGUAGAUGUGAGAUGAUUACAUUCUGAAUCAUCAAAUUACGCUCAAUGAAAGGGAAGCAGCGUCUGUUGUCUGAAAUCUCAUAUGAACGAACCCUCUGAUGUAAGCGUUGUCUGUGUAUUACGUACACCCAAGUACUAUAUUCUGAAACACUUCUGCGCCGCACCUCCACUAUUCAUUCAAAAGGCCCUUCUUAAAACAACACGGACCGGUGUUUAAGACUGCUUUUGUGGUUUUAGUGACAGACCAACAAGAUUUUUUCAUUAUUAACAGUAGAAACACUCUUGAAAACUCGGCUGAUCAUCUCUGUAACAUCUGAAAAAUAGUCGUGGUGAGAGAGCAAAGCGUUUCAUUGUACGGGCCGUUUAAAUAAGGGCACAGGAUGUCCAGGACGGCCCCACUAAGGUCCUCGCUCACACCUGCCUGAUAAAAGACUCCCCAUCUAUUUCCGGCAGGUGUAUCAAGACAGAGCUUCUUGCUGAUGUAAGGGACUGUUGGUUCCGUAAAAUUAACUGCUUUGGACUUUCAUAAGGGUUAUUUUCAAAGGUUGUUGAGAUGAUUAGUCGGGAACUGAUAAAGCAGAAACUUGAUUAAUAAGAUUCAGAAGCUCAGAAGUUGCUGGACAUCAGUGGGUUUACAUUUUGCGGGGAGGAGUGGGGGAACCAGGAUUAUAUUUUCAUAUUUAUAUUUUACUAUUAUUAUUUAUCGUCUCUAGUUGAUCCUGGUCGCUUUCCUGUAAGUUAACCGCCGGCCUUCAUAUGGAAACAUUUACAUGCCGAUAAGUAAAACCACCAAAGAUCACAAGAGGCGGAAGGCUGCGUAGAAAAAAGGCACGCACUGGGUCCAUGACUGUAUCUCAAGUUUACAGCACUUCUUACUGCACUGAUAAUAAUGCUGUAGAAGCACACAUACCAGCAUCACUGACAGCACAGUAAAGUACAUAUUCUGAAACUUCUGAGCCGAACCCCAGCUCCUUUUAAAAGACUCUACCUAGUUGAAGAGAGUUUUUUAAGACUUUUUUUUAUAAUUAUAGUGAUAAAUCAACACGAGUUUUGAAUUAUUAACUGGAGAAACACUUGGGAACCCAGCUAAUCAUCUCUGUAGCCUCUGAAAGUUGUCUGGUGAGAGCAAAGCGGCGCCGCCCGAAGCUGCGACGGCAACACAAGACAGUGAAGACAGGCGCAGCGUAAACCAAAGAAAAAAAUAGAGAACAGUUCAUCAAUUCUGGAUAAUAAGACAACAAAGAAGGAGGGAGAAGACAGCAAGGAACGGGUGAGGGAGUGAGACGUGCCGUUUCAAAGACUACACUCCGACAACAACUCAACUCAACCUCUGUCAGGUACCAGUCAGACCGCCGGGUGUUGGCGGGCCGCCCACCUCACUUAUUUUUAGUUAUUGCUGUCCGGUGCUGUGUUCUGUUGCGGUUAUACAAACAAACUAACGACUGAUGCAAUGACAGAAAAGAAGGAAGUAGACAUCUACCGGGAUACUCCUGUCCGCCUCUUGGGUUAUGCCAAUGAGGUAGGGGAGUCUUUCCGAGCCCUUACACCGCUGUGGUUUGUAAGGUCCACAUAUGGAGUUGCUUCAGCUUAUGUUGUGGCUGACACCUAUGACAAGGCCACCAAGAUGAGCAAGCAACCUGGCUCCACACAGCGUGCAGUAACACAUGCAGCAGUGGACACCCUGUUGUGGCAGGCACUGGCUUCUGUGAUAGUGCCUGGCUUCACCAUCAACAGGGUGUGUGCUGCCUCACUGGUGGUGCUGGCAAAGACACUGCCCGCAGUUCCUCUCAACACUCGCAAGUGGGUCACCACGGCACUAGGUCUUGGAUGCAUUCCCUUCAUUGUCCACCCCAUAGACACAGGCGUACACUGGGCCAUGGACCGCUCAGUAAGAAAGUACCUGGACCUGUCAGAACAGCCCCAGCAAUAAAAUCAAACAUUUACAUGUACCCAGUUACCUCAAAGUGAGAACUCUCUUGUUAUGCAACAAAUGCAAAAAAGAGUGAUAUCACAUCCAUGUUAAACCAGUUAUUUAUUUGGCUGCCAAGAAGCUUCAAAAUUUAGGAGAAAUAUGUUUGUCCUUGAAUAUUUUCACAUACACCCCUCCCUGGAAAGCUCCUUAAUGACAUCAAGCUGUAAGCAGCUGCCUGUGACCUAAGAGCAGAGCUGAAAACCACAAACAUAUAAUAAAUCAUUUCUACAAAUUAAAAACUAAACUCAAAUAUUCUCUUCCACAACUGUAAACUUUUUGACAAUGCAUUUCUGCAAAUGCAAGCACAAAACUGUAUCACUUUCAAUACCACAGCAUCACUUAUUUUAUUCAGAAUGUUAGAGGAUUUUAUAAAGUUUUGGAUGAUAUUUUCAUAAUCAAGAUGUUAGAAAUCAUUACCAGUUACUUAUCCACUACAGUCAUAUAUUUGCUUAUUAUUUUUGUGGAUAACAUGAUUUUUUGAAACAUGAAAGUUGUCUGCAGUACUGAUUGGGAUACGUGUGUGGACACUUGUCUCUGCCACUUCUCCUUUGUGGGGAUAUAUGUCAGCCUUGUAUAUAGAGACAGAUAGAUAUUUUUAGUGAAAUAUAUUUUAGAUAUUAUUUUGAUAGUAUUCUAGGUUAUUUUAACAACAAAAACAAGAGCAAGUUUGGCCACACAUUGCAUUUGCAGAUGUGCUCUACAAGCACAAGACUAGAAAGUUUUAUACAUUUGUCAAAUGUAUAUCUUCAAAAUGAAAUUGCAAUUUUGCAAUUGUUAAAUUUUAUGUAUAGAAGUGAUUUUCAGGUUACCAGCUCUGCUUUUGAUAUGCACCCAGGUCUUGCAGGGGAGGAUGGCUGUGGAGGUGUACAAGGACAGAGGUCAGUCAGUACCAAGAACAAUGGUGCAUACAUGUUGUGUGUGCUACCAUGUCUCACUUGUUUGCACAUUACUCCUAGCCAGAAUUCAAGUCUUCCCUUCCAUGAGCACAUCAGUGGAAGGCUUACUUGUAUCUGAUUCAGUCAGCUUAUCUGGUCUGAUGCAGGAAGGGGGUUGGUCUACUAUGGUGCAGCAGGAGUAAACCAUUCUUGCUGUCAGGGCCUAAUGCACAGAGAUCUAGACUUGCACAAUUCUGCAUUUGUUAAAUCCAAAAAUUCAUGAAAUUAGGAUCUAAUCAAUUUAGGGUUUAGUGUACAUGUGAGGUAGAGAAGGUAGCUGAAGCAUGGUGAUGAGAAGGCUGCUGAAUUAAGGUGACAAGAAGGCUGCUGAAGCAAGACAUUAGAGGUUUCAGCCACAUUCCUAUGCUUGACUUUGGACAUAUUUGCUGCCAUUGGAACAGCUCGGAUAACUUAGAGGUAAAUCAUUCAAUUUUGUCAAUACUUUGCCAAAACCAAAACCUCAAGCACACACUCUUCUGACUUGCACACACACACACACACACACACACACACACACACACACGCCAUAAAUCAGUUGGUAUCACACUUGUUUUGAUGGCACAAUGAGGGUUCUCUCUCUAGGCAGAACUGGUUGUGAUUUUGACCUUGCAGCUUCAGACAGGUCGGAGUGGUCACAGUGGAUCCAUUUAAUAUUUUACUUGCUGUGACCAUUUCCUCUCCAGUGCCACUUGAAAAGUACAUGCAGAGGUGCCUUACUCCUGCCAACAUUCAUAGCUUGCUAUAUGGAUGAAAAUUACUAUUUUUUUGGAUAUUACCAUUUGUUGAUGCUAUAUAAUGCAGUACUUUUAUUAUGUAUGAAUGUUAUGCUUGAUAUGCCAGCAUAUAUUUUUAUCUAAUGAAACUCCAAGAAAUGUGCUCAACUUUUUCAGUGUUCUCUAUAAAUUUGCGACAUUUGGGUCACAAGUUUAGGUAGUGAUAAUUUUGCACAAUGCACAGCAUGGCUCUGCUGAACAUUAUGGACACAACACUCAGCUCUGCACAAUACACAGCCUGGCUCUACAAAACAUUAUUUAUGCAACACUCAGUUCUGCACAAUACACAGCAUGGCUGUGUAAAACAUCAUUGAUGCAACACUUAACACAAAUCAAAUACCUAUAUAACAUGGAAGAAUCCACUUAUCACACAAGAAAACUUAACCAGAGUGUUUACAAAUGAACAACAAGCGUAGUCCAGCCUGUCUCCAGGCUGUAAAUAACUAUAGUGCCAAUUAGUAUCCUGAAUUGUAGCAUAGGAUAAACCAAUACCAUUCCUAUUUAGUGCCACUUAUUUGUUGACACGGACUGUUUUGACAGUUGUAAAGUCACUCAAAUUUUUAGAAGUAUAUAUUAGUAUUGCAUGCAAUAAUUGUUCCUAAUUUCUUUUGACAGCUUUAUUUAGGUCUUAUGUGCCCAUGCAUUUACAUAAUCAGUCUUGUAGCAAAUGCAAGUUUUAUUUUAUGUACAGACUUGGUUAUCUACUGAUUGGGAAACUAAAUUCCUGUAAUUCGGUAUUUGCAAAUCUUUUGUGCACUGUUUAUCCCCCAACAUAUAUUGCUUAAUUUUUUGCCCAAAAAAGUCUUGUGAAUUUUGAUUGGCAUCUAACAUUAUAGCAAGUUAUCCACAUUUUGUACUGAAACAAGACUAUCAUUGUGAUUUGUCCCUAUAAAUACUCUACUUAAUUUGUUUAAGAUAAAAAUUUAUCAUAUGCAUUUUGAUGAUGCUCAAAUCAGGAUGCAUUUCCUUGGUUCUCUUUGUUCAAUUUUAGUUAAGAACAUUUCCAAGUUGUUCAUAUCAAUAUAUAACAUACAGCUUGAUCUCACCAGGAACAGAAUAUGAUAUUCCAGAAUGUGAUUUAUACACUUCUUGCAAGACAUUUGUGUCCAUGUAUAGUUGUUGGGUGUAAGUUGCUGUUAUUGAUUCUAGAAGUCAUAUCUUUGUUAAACAAAAACUAAACUCAGCAGUUUUUGAUUGCUUGAACUGAUGUGAAGGGGCUUUAGGGUGCAUGCUUGGUAAGUUGCAUCUGUUGAUGCAACUCAACAGUGAAUCACUAAGGAGAAAGCCACACUCAUCUUCCAAGUGCUCACAGUGCUUCCUCAUUGUUAUGAACUCCACAACUUGCCGCUCUCAGGGAGUUUAUAUUGUUUUGUGUCAUGAGGUUUUAUGAAGAUCUUCAAACUUUCAUCUGUAAGUUAUGACAUUUUAUUCUUUGAAAAUGUUGUUGACCAGAUUUGUUAAUUUUAAUAUUGUUAAACUGUUAUUGGAAGUAACUGCAAGUAUUACUGUUUAUCUGAGUUGUGUAUUCUGUGAUAUGUAUUGUUGAGUUGUUAAAGAGAUCCAAAGAAAA
Scylla paramamosain (green mud crab) is the source of this 5440-nucleotide messenger RNA. RefSeq names its product mitochondrial fission process protein 1-like. Gene Ontology annotation, biological process: mitochondrial fission. Gene Ontology annotation, cellular component: mitochondrion. NCBI's taxonomy places the organism in Eukaryota, Metazoa, Arthropoda, Malacostraca, Decapoda, Portunidae. The record is from RefSeq and is a predicted model, not a curated record. The coding region runs from base 1641 to 2120 and encodes 159 amino acids. The transcript is spliced from 4 exons.